This is a messenger RNA of Acanthosepion pharaonis, 885 nucleotides long. The record is from the annotation of a GenBank genome assembly. NCBI's taxonomy places the organism in Eukaryota, Metazoa, Mollusca, Cephalopoda, Sepiida, Sepiidae.
AUGUUUUUAUUCUUUUUAUCUACAAUUUGUCCUUUUCAUUUUUCCUUCUUUCUCUCCUUUCAUUUUUCCUUCUUUCUUUUCAUUUUUUCUUCUUUCUUUCCCUUCUUUCUUUUCCUUCAAUUUUCCUUCAAUUUUUCUUUCUUUCCCUUCAAUUUGCCUUCUUUCUUUUAUCUUCAUUUUCCUUUCUUUCUUUCUCUACAAUUUUUAUUCUCUCUUUCUCUACAAUUUUUCUUCUCUCAUUCCCAUCAAUUUUCCUUUUUUCUUUCUCGUCAAUUUUCCUUCUUUCUUUCACUUCAAUUUUCCUUGUAUCUUUUUCUUCGGUUUUCCUUCUUUCUUUCCGUUCAUUUUUCCUUCUUUCUUUCCACUGAGUUUUCCUUCUUUCUUUCCGUCAAUUUUCCUUCGUUUUCUCUUCAAUUUUCCUUCUUUCUUUCCCUUCAAUUUUCUUUCUUUCUUUCCCUUCUGACUUUCCCUUCUUUCUUUCCUUUCUUUUUUCCUUUCAAUUUUCUUUCUUUAUUUGUCUUCGGCCUUCUCUUUGGUUUUCCUUCUUUCUUUCCUUUCAUUCUUUCCCUUCAAUUUUUCUUCUUUCUUUCUCUUUGGUUUUCCUUCUUUCUGUCCUUUCAAUUUUUCUUCUUUCUUUUCCUUCAAUUUUUCUUCUUUAUUUCCAUUCAGUUUUCCUUCUUUCACCCUCUUCAUUUUCAUUGCUUUCUCCCUCUUCAUUUUUCUUUCUCUCUCUUUGGUUUUCCUUCUUUCUCUUCAUCUUUCCAAUUUUCUCUUUUUUCAUUUUCGCUUCUUCCUCCUCAUUUUUCUUACUUAUUAAAAAAAAUGAUCUCCACUUCUUAUACACCGGUUUAUAUCUACCUUUAUCAAAUUAUCCCCCCCCCAUAA